CCGCUUUUGAUAUUGAGCGUUGUUUUGAAGCUCCGUUCUCUUUCAUCGAGCUCCGUUCGUUGUUACGCCAUUUCUCUCUCUCUCUCGAUCAGAUCAUAUACGCAGAGUGAAGCAGGAUGGGACUGUCGUUCGCCAAGCUUUUUAGCAGGCUUUUUGCCAAGAAGGAGAUGAGGAUUCUCAUGGUUGGUCUUGAUGCUGCUGGUAAGACCACCAUUUUGUACAAGCUCAAGCUCGGUGAGAUCGUCACCACCAUCCCCACUAUUGGGUUCAAUGUUGAAACUGUGGAGUACAAGAACAUCAGUUUCACAGUCUGGGAUGUCGGGGGUCAAGACAAGAUUCGUCCAUUGUGGAGGCACUACUUCCAGAACACUCAAGGUCUCAUCUUUGUGGUGGACAGCAAUGACAGAGACCGUGUUGUUGAGGCUAGAGAUGAAUUGCACAGGAUGCUUAAUGAGGAUGAGCUGCGUGAUGCUGUUCUGCUUGUGUUUGCUAACAAGCAGGAUCUUCCAAAUGCCAUGAACGCAGCUGAAAUCACUGAUAAGCUUGGUCUCCACUCUCUCCGUCAGCGUCACUGGUACAUCCAGAGCACAUGUGCCACUUCAGGCGAGGGACUUUACGAAGGUCUUGACUGGUUGUCCAACAACAUCGCCGGCAAGGCGUAGAGGGAAAGUUUGUGGUUGAGUUGAUUUUGCUGGGCAAAUCUUGAUGCAGGGGCAAAACAUUAUCUGAGUUUUUUUUAUUCCGGUUAUCUUAUAUUGUUUUUGUUUUUUUCGGGUAUGUGGAUUGAUUUUGUGAUCGUUGUUUUAACUUGUGUAAGGCGGGAGGGGCCUCUUGUACGUAGAACACAGAAACUACCUUAUUACAUAUAUAGCUUGUUAUCCAAGAUUCUCUCUUACUGCUUU
Messenger RNA from Brassica oleracea var. oleracea, 902 nucleotides. Its product is annotated as ADP-ribosylation factor 2-B. Gene Ontology annotation, molecular function: GTPase activity; GTP binding. NCBI's taxonomy places the organism in Eukaryota, Viridiplantae, Streptophyta, Magnoliopsida, Brassicales, Brassicaceae. The coding region runs from base 117 to 662 and encodes 181 amino acids. Gene Ontology annotation, biological process: vesicle-mediated transport; intracellular protein transport. The record is from RefSeq and is a predicted model, not a curated record. The transcript has 7 exons. Gene Ontology annotation, cellular component: cytoplasm.